Molecule: messenger RNA, 759 nt
Organism: Naumovozyma dairenensis CBS 421
Lineage: Eukaryota; Fungi; Ascomycota; Saccharomycetes; Saccharomycetales; Saccharomycetaceae
Product: HMG-box domain-containing protein
Exons: 1
Coding region: 1-759 (252 amino acids)
Biological process (GO): anatomical structure morphogenesis; cell differentiation; negative regulation of transcription by RNA polymerase II
Molecular function (GO): RNA polymerase II cis-regulatory region sequence-specific DNA binding; DNA-binding transcription factor activity, RNA polymerase II-specific
Source: RefSeq, a predicted model, not a curated record
AUGAUAUGUAGUAAUAUUCCAACAUCAUCUAUCCCAAGAUACAAUGGGGCAAAUAUAUCAUUCCCUACAUACCUUUCCAAGACUACAUCUGCAUAUUCAGUAUUACCAACUAAUACUGACACAAGGACAUCAUUUAAUCCAUACACUACAACGACGCGCUCUUCUUUGUCGAUGGGUUCUAUAUUGGGUCCUGAGACUCCUCCAAGUUCAAGACACUCCUCUGUCAUUUCGUCACCCUUAACGAAGUCACCUUUUCAACCAGUGACUAACUUCAAUGUUCAACAACAAGACCAACAACCAAUAAUAAAUGAUGCUUGUAGCUGUAAGAAGAACAGUCAUAAUAAACACAAUGGUUCUAUCUAUUCAGAGACUCAUAUACCAAGACCAAGAAAUGCAUUUAUUUUAUUCAGGCAACAUUUACAUCAUACUUUGUUCCCAAAGGAAAAGGAAAUGUUGAUUAAAGAAGGUUCAUUCAAAGCUAAUUCCCAAGUAUCAAGAGAUAUUGGUCAACGCUGGAGACAAUUAACUGAUGAGGAAAAGAAAUAUUGGCAAGAUUUGGCUCAAAAGGAAAAGGAAUGGCAUAAGAAGAAGUAUCCGAAUUAUAAAUAUACUCCGAGAAGCAAAGAACCCUCCGUUGUCGGCACUGAUGGUACUAUUAGUGAGCCGAAGAAAUUAAGGAAAGGGAAAAGUAGUCCAUGCGAUUUUUGUAAAUCAAAGAAGAAAUUGGUUGUUACAAAGAAGAUAACGAGCAGAAUAUGA